GCAAGAAGAGGGGAAAAAAAAAAAUGAAGAUACAGUGAAGUGAAGCAACGUAGUCGGGUGAGCAAAAAAUAUACACACAUAAGGGGCGGCGGCAGAUGUAGAGGAGAUAACGUCUCCCAGAUUUUAUCUCCCCCCCCCUUCGGAGCGAAAGGAAGGACAUACAUUGCAGUGAAGAUAUCAUCACCUGUUAGGAAUUUCCAUGUUUGGAAAAAUAAACCAACAGGAGCUUUCCUUUUUUUUUUUUUUUUACUAGCCCACUUACUUAGUACCCUCCACCCCCCAUCGGUAACAUAUGAAGACAUUACGUAACCCCUUCCCUAUGAGGUUAAAUCUGAAAAUCCUCUUUUUGGGUUCUUUCCAGAGAGGGAGCUUAAAAAUGCCCCACACUCUGUAGGUACAUUUUUCCCAAAGGGGGUAGGAUGACAUGAAUGCUCUCUUCCGCCCUGCGUCAAGCAUAACGUGGCCAAUCGCGACGCGCCAUGGGGUGAAGAAGAAAAAGGGAAUCUUCCCAUCUCUACGAAAUAGACUCUCUUGGGGAAUGCCAAGAAGGGAAAGGAAAAGAAAAACAGACGAACGCACCAAAGAAACGGUUAAAGUUAACCUCCAUUUAGACCGCAAAAAUGUCAGCAGCACAAAUUUGAUAAACUGCAUAGGGGAUCAAAAAAAGUUGUUGCUUUAUGCCUUAUGCCAGGCGCACAGAAAAGGAGAAAAUCAAUUGGGGGGAAGCAAACUGGAUGACCUGAUUCAUUCCUUAUGCGAAAAGGUAAUCACGAAAGAAGGGGGUCUACAGCUGAGGGAGAAGUUGCUCUUCCUUAGCUGCCUCCCCUCGAAGAGCUACGCUGAGAGGGUUACACUGACGAGAGGCGACCUCAAAGAUGGGCGGUUCCCCCCAGGGAGAAGCGCUCCAAUCGGCAGCGCCAAAGGGAGACAAAACAUUCACAGGAGAUUUAUCGAAUGGAUGGACCACAAAAACGCAUUUAACUACUACUGCACUGUUUUAAAAAAAAGGAAAAACAACAGCCUGGAAGAGGACGAAAUAGAUGAAGAUGUCACCAACUUUUUUCUGAACAAAUUAAACGCAGCGUUAGUGAGCACCAUUUCGAUGUACCUUCUGAAUGUUGCCUACCUGAACAGCAAGGUGGCCAUUCGAACCAACAGCUUGCACCUCCUAAUCACAUUUAUGUUAAAGUAUGUGAGGCAUAAAACGAACAGACGCAUACCCAUGGUGCGUCUGUGCAAGCACAUAGAAUUGUUAACCUCCGUAAUGUAUGCAGCGAAGAUUAAAAAUGAGAAAAACUACAGGGACGCGGAGAAAGAGGUUGAUGUGAUGAAUAAGCUCAAAAUGAUGAACAAGAAUGAGUAUCCUUUGGACACUUCCUCCUUCGCCAACAUGUGCUGGGAGGUUGUAGGCACACGGGGCAGUGCCGAGCUCGCCUCUGUUUGGGGCAACAACUUGGCCUACAUCACUGGCAAGUUUUACCACUAUUUUAAUAUAUACGAGUUUGAGUGCCCGAGGGAGGGGUGGCCGGCAGGGGGAAGCGGCUCCGGUGGAGCGGCGAACGUGGGCGGCGAGGUGGACGUAGGCAACGGGGGGGAAGUCCCACCCGGAAAAUUGAGCAACAUCUCAGGGGCAGCCGAAGAUAAAGAUGCGAUGACUCGGCAAAUCGUCUACAUGAUAUACUUCGCGAACAGCGCGCUGGUUGGCUCCCUAAACAAGUUGAUAAGAAGUUAUAAAAAGGGGAGUGAGGGAAGUGGGGGAAGCGAGAGAAGUGAGGGAAGUUCCAAUGGAGGCACCUCAAAGGGAGGCACCUCAAAGGGACGCCUUCCACCCCACAUGGAAGGAGAAGCGAUACGCAUAAUAACAAAUUACAUGUUCAGCUGUCUGCCGUAUAACAUUUUCUGCAAGACGCUUUUUAACAAAUUGGAGGAGCUCCUCAUUGGCAUGGGCGCGCUGGAGAAAAAGUUGCCACUGCUCUCACUGAGUCCAUCCACUCUGGUUCAGUUCAUGCACCUGAUGAGCAUACAGUACAGUAGCCACCACGUGGAUGCAGGUGCCACAUCAUUUCUGUGGAAAAAUUGCCUGACAGAAGUCCUAUCAAAUGAUUGCAAAUUGUUAAACAAAAAGGAUAAAAUUUUGCUCUACAUAAGCAUAUCUAAGAUUUUUUUUUUAAAGAAAAAGCAGAGCUCCUUGUUUAAAUUAAAUUCCAUUUUGUUCCCCGAGUUGGUACAUUUUACCUACCGAGAUUUAUACAGCUUGGUUUACUCCAUCGGCUACUCCCAGUUUUGCGAUUUGCCAUUUUUUGAGGCCCUCCUGAGGAAUAUUCACAAGUUCAGGCAGAAAUAUUGCAGCCGCAAGUUGUGGACCAUUUUGUCUAUUUUUCAGCCGUUCGACCUGAACAUGUCCAUCUUCAACAUGCUCCUGAGUUACGCCAACUGCGACGGCACUGAACGGGAGCGGAAGAAGAAGAAGGAGGAGGAAGAAGAAGAGUUAGAUGAGCCGUUCGAGCAGCACGCCGCCAACAAAGAUGCUAAGAAGUUGGAAGAAGAUUUGGAGAACAAGGAGAGGAUCUUAAAGGAGUUGGCCGCGCACAUUAAGGAGGUAAGUGCCCCUUUUUUCCUCACCUAA
This is a messenger RNA of Plasmodium vivax (malaria parasite P. vivax), 2626 nucleotides long. RefSeq lists its product as hypothetical. The transcript has 3 exons. Bases 425 to 2626 code for a protein of 733 amino acids. The record is from RefSeq and is a predicted model, not a curated record. NCBI's taxonomy places the organism in Eukaryota, Apicomplexa, Aconoidasida, Haemosporida, Plasmodiidae.